Engraulis encrasicolus (European anchovy) is the source of this 1552-nucleotide messenger RNA. RefSeq lists its product as uncharacterized. The record is from RefSeq and is a predicted model, not a curated record. The transcript has 7 exons. The coding region runs from base 51 to 1007 and encodes 318 amino acids. Lineage: Eukaryota; Metazoa; Chordata; Actinopteri; Clupeiformes; Engraulidae.
CUACAAUACAUUUACUUUCAGUUUCAUUUCUGCGUAAACACCGACCGAAAAUGUUCACUGGCUGGCUUCGGCAGUUUCCUUUCUCCAGGGAGGCGCGGGAGAGAGGCAUCCGACAUCAGAUUCAGUUGCUGUCAUCCGAAGCAGUUCGAGCAAUAGAGGAUGCAGGUCUUGACGAAAUAGAAAUACUCGACUUGUCUAGGCAAGACCUACAGGAACUGUUGCCUGGCUCACGUCAUUUCAAGCUUCGAAGAAAGAUUGCUGAGCUGAUCAACGCGGCUAAACAGGGGCCACCCAAGGAGUCACCUGACCUUGACAGUUCAGAUGGGUUAGUCCAAAGGCUGAGGGAUCUGAUAUCAAGAGAUCAUGUGCAGAACUCCCCAGUGGCCAGUGCGGUGCUGGAGGACUACCUCCACAUCCUGCGGGACACGGAGCAGCAACUGGCCUGCUGCUUGGAGCUGCUGCGGCAGCGUGUGAAGCAGCUGGAGGACCUGAGGCAGCCUCCCUCUCCUCCUCCUCCUCCUCCUCCUGCUCCUGUGCAACAUAAUAACUGCCAUUUCGGAGCGGCUGCUGUGUGUCCGGUCCCUCCUUUCAGGAACGAAGCGCAUCCUACCUCUCCAGUGCCUAUCCAUUCUCUGGUGUAUGGGAAGACCCUGGGCUUCCACGCGGACGUGCUGAGGCGAGUGGGGGUGGGGCUGGCGAUGCGGGAGGCGGAGCUGGAUGAGUGCCAGGCGGUGCUGCUCUUCUGCCCCGUGUUCUCACGCACAGGGACAGACAUCGAUGCUGCCCUCAACGCUGCUCCUCGAAACAAAGAUGUUGUCAUGGUGAUCAUGCACUAUACUUAUUACCCCCAGCAAAGCCUGACUCGGACUAACUCAAGCUACCCAGCCAACAUCUGCACAGUUGCCCACAUAUUUUUCCAUGACUCCGGUCUUCUUAGCUGUGAAUCUAAUAGACAAGCCAUAGCUGACAUUGAGGCUGCCCUAAAAAACUACACGAGUGUCCAUUAGAAGGCACCAUUUUAGUUUCCACUGUUUAUACACAUGAUGUAGAUGCUGUAUAAUGUACUGUAUUGAAGAAGUACUGUACAUAUUGAAGUAUUAAUGUAUAAAAAAAGUAAUACAAAAUGUAAGUAACGAAGUUGAUCGGAGGUACAGUAAAUGGUUGCAGGCAACAAUGUGGGUGACGGUGACCUGUGGGAGAUGUCAUUUAAAAACAUUUAGUCGACAAUAGGCUACAAGUCUACAAUUGUGCAUGCUUGUGCAUUUCUGCCUCAAAAGGCCCUUUAACACUUAUAAACUACUGUUUGCAAAAGAUAAUUCAGGUGUGUGCUAGGGGUGUUAAUAAUCAUCGAUUUGAAUUGAUGCAUCAAUCCUACAGCUGACAAUUCAAAUGAUUGAUUUGUCCACAAGAGAAUAGAUUACCGGUAAUUGUAAUUUAUCGCUUUUUGUUAUUAUUGCACUCAUUUUGUGAGGCAUUUUAUUUGCUCAUGCAGUAACAAUAAUACAGACUGUAAUAAUGCUCCUCCUCAAAUAAAAUGCACACAGCUAUUUUA